AUGAAUAAUCAAUAUAUACGAAGGGAAGUCUUCUGCUGUGAAACCUGUCAUGAUCUUAAAAGCUUCUGGGAAAAAGAAAUUGGCAAACAAACUUGCUAUCGGGAAUUGGAGGAAGAUCGUCAGGGAAGAAGUGCCCUGACAAAGCUCAGAGAUGAAUGGAAGCAGAUGUUGGAAAAAAGGUUAAAGAUGCUGGAUAAUCCUGAUGAGAAUGAAAAGCCCACCAAUGCCAAAUGA
Messenger RNA from Vombatus ursinus (common wombat), 234 nucleotides. RefSeq names its product family with sequence similarity 240 member A (gene FAM240A). Bases 1 to 234 code for a protein of 77 amino acids. NCBI's taxonomy places the organism in Eukaryota, Metazoa, Chordata, Mammalia, Diprotodontia, Vombatidae. The transcript is spliced from 2 exons. The record is from RefSeq and is a predicted model, not a curated record.